AUGUUUGCUCACCUACCAAGAGGCUUCUACUCUAAUAUGAGAAGUAUCACUGGUGAACGAACAGUACUACACCUCAAGAAGUCUGCAUAUGGGACAACCAUUGCGCCAAGGCUAUGGUACAAACAUUUAAUGAAGGCAUUUCACGAGCUUGGAUUUGAAAGCUCCUCCUACGAUAAAUGCUUCCUUAUUCGCAAAGACAUGAUGAUUGUCGUUUAUGUCGACGACUGCGGUAUCAGCACUGACAAACCAGAGAAAAUCGAUGAACUUGUCAACCAGCUGAAAGAAAAGGGAUUUGAUUUGGAGAUUGAAGGCGACUUUGAAACGUUUCUUGGAGUCAAAAUUCGCCAGAUGAAGGAUGGUAGAUACCACCUCCUUCAAGAAGGGCUCAUCAAGAAGGUGCUUGAAGCCGCCAAGAUGACAGACUGCAGUCCCAAUCACGUUCCGGCUGCACCAACCCCACUAGGAAAGGACCCUAACGGAGAACCUUGGUCCCAACAUCCCUGGCGCUACAGCUCAAUUGUUGGGAUGCUAAUCUAUCUCUGCACAAAUACUCGCCUCCAUUGGGUCGUCCAACGGAAAAAUCACCAGAGGAUCCUGUACCGCCAGCCCAAGAAUCAGUCCUCGGACAUAGACGACGAGCUCCCGAUCGUUUCCAAUAAAUUUGUCCUUGAUGUCACGGUCAAGCGCAGCUCAAAUGCGUUGCUCGACUAA
Molecule: messenger RNA, 711 nt
Organism: Cylindrotheca closterium
Lineage: Eukaryota; Bacillariophyta; Bacillariophyceae; Bacillariales; Bacillariaceae
Source: the annotation of a GenBank genome assembly